GUUCUGUAGAUUGCAGACCGCAGACUGCGGCGCCACUCUCCUUCAAAUUCGAACAAGUUGUGGAGAUGCCUAGGCCAAACGAGCAGGCCAGUAGAAGCUUGAGCAACGAAAGAGAUACGAGGAGAUCGGGCCCUGAUUCGGCUACGGAUUCACAGCCAUGGGAUCGAGUUCCCACAUUCGCAUUUCACACACCAAUGUCUCUCCGAGCCCUCCGAAGGAGAAAAGCGGAUAUCACGGCCCGUCCUAGCAUCAAAGCUUGACUUCGAUCCACCCCACACACGCGUACGGUAGCGUCUGCAACGUUGAGGCA
Molecule: messenger RNA, 310 nt
Organism: Colletotrichum acutatum
Lineage: Eukaryota; Fungi; Ascomycota; Sordariomycetes; Glomerellales; Glomerellaceae
Exons: 1
Coding region: 66-260 (64 amino acids)
Source: RefSeq, a predicted model, not a curated record